Molecule: messenger RNA, 1615 nt
Organism: Uloborus diversus
Lineage: Eukaryota; Metazoa; Arthropoda; Arachnida; Araneae; Uloboridae
Product: xylulose kinase-like
Exons: 14
Coding region: 1-1569 (522 amino acids)
Biological process (GO): D-xylose metabolic process; xylulose metabolic process
Cellular component (GO): cytosol
Molecular function (GO): D-xylulokinase activity
Source: RefSeq, a predicted model, not a curated record
AUGAGUCAAGACGUAACUUACCUUGGGUUAAAAGCUGUUGUAAUUAAUGAUGCCUUAAGAAUUACACAUCAGUCUUCGGUGUCUUUUGAUUUAGAUCUUCCUGAGUUUCGAACUCAUGGAGGAGUUUAUAGUCAUGAUGAUAAGUUAACUGUAACAGCUCCGCCUAUUAUGUGGAUAAAAGCUUUUGAUAUGAUUUUGGAAAAACUAAAACUUGAUGGGCUAGAUUUUUCUUCUGUGGCAGCAAUAUCUGGUGCUGCUCAGCAACAUGGAAGUGUCUAUUGGAAGAAAGGUGCUGAGCAAAUACUUCAUACUGUGCUGCCGAAUAAAUUUCUACAUGAGCAGUUGCAAGGUUGUUUUAGCAUGAGAGAUUCUCCAGUCUGGAUGGAUUCUAGUACUACAUCAUACUGUAAAACAUUUGAAAGGGGUGUUGGUGGUCCAAUCAUGCUGUCGCAAAUAACAGGCUCUCGUGCUUAUGAAAGGUUUACUGCAAGCCAAAUUGCAAAACUGCACCAAACUAAGCCUGUUGUGUACAACAACACUGAGAGAAUUUCCCUUGUUAGUAGUUUUGCUGCAACACUAUUUCUUUGCCAUUAUGCUCCCAUUGACUUAAGUGAUGGAUCUGGAAUGAAUUUGUUAGAUAUUCACCUAAAGGAUUGGUCUGAUGUUUGCUUAGAGGUUUGUGCUCCAAAUCUUAGGGAGAAGUUAGGUGUUCCAGUACCCUCUUCAACUGUUUUAGGUACUAUUGCCCCUUAUUUUGUGGAUCGUUAUGGUUUUGCUGAGACUUGUAAAAUUAUAGCAUUUACUGGUGACAAUCCAGCUUCCCUUGCUGGAACUCAGUUAAACAAGGGAGAUAUGGCAAUCAGCUUAGGUACUAGUGACACGGUUUUUCUUUGGCUGACUGAAUAUAGGCCUUCUUUAGAUGGGCACAUUCUUUGCAACCCAUUAACCAGCAAAGAUUUCAUGGCAUUAUUAUGUUUUAAAAAUGGUUCUUUUACAAGAGAAAGAAUAAGAGAUGAUUGUGCUGAUGGAUCAUGGCAAUUGUUUAGUGAUCUUUUAGAUAGCACACCUCGAGGGAAUUUCGGUAACAUAGGAAUGUACUUUGACAUGAUGGAAAUAGUUCCACCUAUGAUUGGAGAUUAUCGAUUCAAUAGAAAUAAUGAAUUGGUUCAGCGAUUUUCAAAAGAAGUUGAAGUAAGAGCUCUUAUUGAGGGUCAAUUUCUUGCAAAAAGAGUUCAUGCUGAAAAUGUGGGAUUUACAAUAGGUUCUAAGUCCAAAAUUAUUGCUACUGGUGGGGCAUCAGCUAACCAAGCAAUUGUACAGGUCUUAUCUGAUGUAUUUAAUGUACCGGUGUAUGUGUUGGACUUUCCUAACUCAGCUUGUUUAGGAGCUGCAUUGAGAGCCAAGCAUGGUCUUUUAGGUGAAGAAUUUGGAUUUCAUAAAAUGUUUGAGGAACCAUUGAAACUUCAUUUAAGUGCAAAGCCAGCUAAAGACGCAGCUGAAAUUUAUGGUCCAAUGCUUCUUCGAUACAGAAUUUUAGAAGAUAGAAUAAUAAGAGAGAAUGACUUUUGAUAUUUUGAUUGAUGUUUAUAUACAACAGUACUUUGAAUAGUUUAAC